Messenger RNA from Coregonus sp. 'balchen', 5736 nucleotides. Lineage: Eukaryota; Metazoa; Chordata; Actinopteri; Salmoniformes; Salmonidae. The record is from the annotation of a GenBank genome assembly.
GAUGACACUGGUGCAUAUCUCAUAGACCGAGACCCCACAUACUUUGGGCCGGUGCUGAACUACCUGAGGCAUGGCAAGCUGGUGCUCAACAGGGACCUGGCUGAGGAAGGUAAGACUGGGCAUGUGCUAUGCAUAUUACUGCCAGGGUGCACUGUGACGCAGUUGGUUGGUCCAAUGUCAGCUCUCAAGUAUCCUCUGUAGCAGUCUAUUCAGUAUGUUGAUAAUUCUUGCCAGGAUAGAUUCUAAACGUGUGUUUUUGAAGGUGUCUUGGAGGAAGCCGAAUUCUACAAUAUCACGUCAUUAAUAAAGCUCCUCAAGGACAAGAUCAGGGAACGUGACUGCAAAACAUUACAGGUGGGUGAACUUCUGAAUUGACACAUCCCACACUAUUGAUUUUGUAUUCAUUUAUUUUAAACCCGUUCUUUUAUCUCUUUGGGGUUCCUGGCCUUGGCUGAGGCCACUGUUAGAAUAAAUGCACCUGCUCCAUCCCAUGCUUCAGUUCCCCACUGUGUGUGACGGGUUUCCAUUGGCCUGCAAUUGCUGGCAAAAAAAAAACCCCAAGAUGAAAGCCGAUUUUAAAUAAAACUGUUGCCCAAAAAUGACCGGGAGAAAAUAAAUCCCAUUGCGAAAUGCUUUUUAUUAAUAAAUUGCAAUACCAGUCGAUGGAAAUACAUUUGACCGUCAUGCUUAUUGGUCUAUAGGUUAAUUUGCAUAAUUUAGUGGAAUUAAAUUGGCCUGUGUGUAUUUUCGUUAGUCCUCAUGUAGGCCCAUCUUAUUUAUCCAACACAUCUAUCACACCCGCACAGCAUACAGAGCAUAUUUUGAGCGGAAUUUCUCCUGCAGUGCCUCAGCUGGUUGCUGCUGGAGUAAAACUUGCUUAUAUAAGCACAUUCAUUGCGGAACUAUUUUAAAUGCAAUCGUGUGUUAAAUGUUUUGGAGCAUGACUAAAAAAAGCUACAAUUUUUUUUAUUUCUCAACUGGUAAUCAAUUUGUAAGUCGCUCUGGAUAAGCGCGUCUGCUAAAUGAUGUAAAUGUAAUUGAAGCGGGCCUCCCAUCCAAGUGCAGGACCAGGCUAUCAGCGUGUCACCUACCACUUUACAAUGGGAGCUGGAGGCAGUAUGCAUUUUGAAAACAUACUUUAAUUGUUUGAAACCUGAAUGUUUUUCAUUUCAUAUUAUGAGGCAUGUCUUACCUUGCGUCAAAGUAGCCUAUAGGCAAAAUCUGACCAUGGAAACGUGGAGGCAAUUAUUUCAUAAAGACUUCAUAGGCGGCUCGUGCGUUUCAAGUUUGAAGGUUACAAUUUGUCCUACCAUUUCUACCGUUCUGCAUGCCAGUUAUGAUUUUCAUAUGCGCAUUUUCGUGGAACAGUUUCAUUUAGAUAAAAAAGUUUUCGUUUCUCAAAAUCAUUGUCAUGUAGUUAAUCAAAGAAAUCAGAAUUAAAAUGAUAAAAAGCCAACUAAUGGGCCGAUUGUGCGCCGUCCUAUGGGACUCCCGGCCAUGGCCGGUUGUGGCACAGGCCGGGAAUGAACCCGGGUCUGUAGUAACGCCUCUAGCACUGUGAUGCAGUGCCUUAGACCGCUGCGCCACUCGGGAGGCUCAGGAACUAUGAUUUUAAUAUCAUUCGCAAUGGAUGUAAAAAAAAACAACACUUUCCUACAUUUCUGCUCAGGCGCGCGCACUCCCUCAACAUUAUCAGGACAUAGAAACCAGACACAUGUUCAUUGCUCAAAUGAAGCACUCCAAACAAAAGACAAUGAAAAAAUGGACAAAUCUCGCAAAUGUACCUUUACUUCCUUAUUGGACCCACCGCUAUGCCGUUUCUCUCCUGUUCUAUUGGUUUUCAUAUCAACUUUCUUUCAUUGUUCAGAAGCCAAAGGCACAAUUCUAGUCAUAUUAGCAACCCAUCCUAGUUGUUGCAUAUGGAACCGAUAUCCGGUGCGUCGUUUAGAAUGGGCUUUUCCCGCGAAUUGCAUGUUGGCAAAUGUUUGAAAAUGACGUUUUAUUGGCUGCUUCAUUACAUGAGUUGCAUGUUCUGUUUCGCACAUUAGCAUAAUCAAAAUGUUUCUUCUGUCAUUCUGAGCACCAUGGGUGGACGCCCUAAUGGGUUAUGCACCCAAUGCAUAUGGGUCCGGUAAAUGUCUUAAAAGGCCGGUAAAUAAUAAAAAAAUUAAAAAUCCUGGUCACGUUGGCCGGUGCCACAUUUUCCUAACAGAAAGCCUGGUGUUUGUGUGUGGGGGUAGUGGAGCCAGAAUGCACUCAACUCAAAAAGCCUCUUAUUUUCUGCUCACUCUCUCUCUCUGCUCUCUCAUCUCUUCUCCCUGCUCUCUCCCCAGGCUCCAGUGAAGCAUGUGUACAGGGUGCUGCAGUGCCAGGAGGAGGAGCUCACCCAGAUGGUGUCCACCAUGUCAGAUGGCUGGAAGUUUGAGCAGGUAACGCUGCCUCCCGCCACAAGGAGAAAAAUGUCCUGCUUUAUUUGUAUUUCCCUCGCCCCGUAAUCCUCACAUCACCCCAACAAUACAAUCCAUUAAUUGGAAAUAAAUAAAAAAGUCUAAACAAAUGUCAGUGUCUUAUACGUAAUCUGGGCGUCCCUCUGUGCUCUGAUUGGUUGUUGCAGCUUGUCAGUAUAGGUUACGGGCGGGCCCAGCAGUCAGAGUUUCUGCUGAUUGUGUCAAGGGAGGUGAAGGGGGAGGAGUCUACUUUCCCAAACCACAGCGAGGUGUGUCCCACAAUGUUCCGUCCACGGGCUGGUCACUGCAUGGUUCCUAUGUACCCAUUCACAACCCUUUUGGCCUCUGUGUGUCCCAGCUCUAUGCUCAGGAGGUGGCCAUUUUGAGUUGAUUUUAAUUUUAAGAUGUGUACUGUUUGUCCGACAAAGGACCCAAAUGAACACGGCACCCUUUCUGUGUCUGUUGUUUGACUAUCUCCUCCACCUUCACAUUUUGUUUUCAGGUUGCUGGUAAUACGCCUUGUAUUUACAUGUUUUUCUUGACGGUGUAUUGUCUUAAGAGGAUAUUUUUGGGUCCAUGUUUAUUCUUUAACAUAUGCUAGAUGAUGAGUGAAGGAACAGAUUGAAGCCUGAUUAGGGUAUACGUUGUAAUUUAACAUGGUUUGUGUUAGUGGUACGUUACAAAGCACUUAGUUUUCCAGACUCACAUUUGUCAUUUUUGAGUUCAGCUAAAAUGGUUAAGCACUUAAACACUCUUGAAAGAAUUUGGGCUGUAAGUGUGUGUGCAAGCUGUAAGUGCAAGCUAUAAGCGUGUGAGUGGGUACGCACUGAAUGAGUCUCCCCUGGCCCCACUGUCCCUGUGGGGAGGGAUGAGGGAUCACUGGAUCUCCCUGAGUGCUGGAAUGAUACUAAUCGUCUUACAGGGGUCAAAUGGGAAACCCCUUAAAACACUUACUCGACCUAUGCUUAAGGCUUUAACGCUCAGCAGCAGUGAGCCCAGUCAUCUGGGGAUAUUUCAGAGCCACUCAGUCCUGGGUUGUGUUCAUUAGGGAAUGUUUUGCAACAGAAAAUGAAUACUUUUUUUUAUUUUUGUAAAUUUUAUUUUACCUUUAUUUAACUAGUCAAGUCAGUUAAGAACAAAUUCUUAUUUACAAUGACGGCCUACACCGGCCAAACCCGGACGACGCUGGGCCAAUUGUGCGCCGCCCUAUGGAACUCCCAAUCACGGCCGGUUGUGAUACAGCCUGGAAUCGAACCAGGGGGUCUGUAGUGACGCCUCAAGCACUGAAAUGCAGUACCUUAGACCACUGCGCCACUCGGGAGCCCAACUUAUUGGAGAAGUUCAGAUGGUACCGCCCAGUUUCACUCUAUUUCUGACCUUUUUCUUCAAUUCCGUGCUACCUAACCCGAUCCUGGGCUGCCUUGGGGUUUCUAAAUUCUCUUGCUGUGUCCACCGAUCAUCCACGCUAGAUUGGUUGAGAAAGGUUCUUGAAUCACAUUGAAUGUGUGUAUGAAUGCUAUUUCAAAGUUACCUCAGAAAACAAGUGAUUUGCAAGUUGACUGCACUUUAAAAGACACAUUUGAGUUCAAGUGAGGUUGAGGUUUUGACCAUAUCGUUGGGCUUGAGUGGGUAUUGCGAUGGGUGAGAACUGAGAGACUGGUUGUACUUGGUACAGUAGCAGGUAGCUAUAGUUUUGUGUGUAUUGGGUAGAUGUUGUGAAAUUGUUAGAUAUUACUUGUUAGAUAUUACUGCACUGUCGGAGCUAGAAGCACAAGCAUUUCGCUACACCCGCUAUAACAUCUGCUAAACACGUGUAUGUGACAAAUAACAUUUGAUUUGAUAACAUUUAGCAUCAAUAUAGAGAAGCUUAAAACUCUUGCCUCACACAGGAGGCAUCUCUUGGCAACAACAUGGUUCCUGCAGAAGUGGCUAAUGAGGCUGCAUGUCGAGACAUGCACACCCACAGAGAACACUGUACAGUACACAUACUGACUGGCUGAACACCAAAGUUAAAAGCAUUCGACUAAGAGGAGGAACAGUUUGUCUGACGUUGUCAAAUAUGUAUUUUGUAGGCCGAAGUACUCCGUGUUGAUUUGCAUGACAUGUCACCUCACCGUCUGCAUGUUUAACAAUCUGUUAUCCCUGUCGAAGUUGCUUUGUGUCCUUUUAAAGACCAACUCCAGCUAUUUGUGAACUUUCCUGUUGAAAAAUAUAUUCCAAGUAUAAAUACAGUACACUCACUUAAUGGUAAAUAAAUUGGGUGAAAUUCAAGGAGUUGGUCUGAUGGGUGCACUCUGACGUCUUCCCCCUCCCCCCUUGCUUGCGGGAACAAUAAAGGACAAAAGAGGCAAGGCCCCAACCCCCCCCCCCCUUGAUCCAGGAGGUGUUCUCUGCUGUUACCAAGCGAAACUUGAUUUUGGAAGAAGCUAACCACUUAGCUAGAUGGCUAACUAGGUACUAAAUUAGCAAACGAAAUGCACAACUGCGGAACAUUUUAGCACAUUUAAUUGACUGUUUAACUUAAUAGUUAUAGGAUAUCUAGCUGGCAAACAUUUAGUUGUGAAUUCCAUACUGUAACUAGAUCAGCUGGCUGCACAACAGUGAGGGACUCAAGGCUCCGGUCUCUCGUCAUUGUGUGCUUGUAAACAAACACCACGUGAUUGGGGACUACCGGUAAGCUUCAUGAUGAAACAUUGUGACCGGUGAAAUGAAGAACGCAAUCUUUAUCUCCUUACGUAUUGCACAAGUUGACUGCAGGUAUUUACUUUAAAUGUAGCUAGAAAUAUUCCAAUUUUAUUUUUAAAAAACUUCAAAUAAGUAGUUUUGACAGUAUUGAAAAACCUUCCAGUGGUUAAUUCCAAAUACCCCGGUAUAUUGCCCAAGCCUAUAGCCAAUUCACCUUUUGUGUUCUGAUCUGUUUCAAGGUCUGUGUUAUGUGUUUUCUACCUAUUAUCUAAUGCUUUUUAUUACUGUUCAAACUCUUCACUUUUCUGUUAUCUAAGUACACUGUAACCCACUUUCUGUCCUCAUUUUGUCUCUGAAGCUAAUUUUCUCUCUCUCCCUCUCUCCCUCUCUCUCCCAGCUGGUCAGCAUUGGCUCCUCUUAUAACUACGGAAACGAAGACCAAUCUGAGUUCCUGUGUGUGGUCUCCAAGGAGCUGCACAACCAAUCAUACGGCACAAACAGUGAGCCCAGUGAGAAAGCCAAGGUGAGUGUAAACACCGGCAGUAAGCCAAGUGAGAAUUCCAUGACGAGCUUGUCUGAAUGGUGCCUUGUUCUGGAUGUCUAA